AUGUUCAGCAAAUUGAAGCAGAUUUUUAAGGCCCCUGAGCCCCCAAAGGCUGCUGAGGCCCCAGCACCUGCCCCUGCCCCUGCACCUGCCCCACCAGCAAAGAAAGAAGAGGCCAAACCUGCUCCUGCUCCUGCUGCAGAGCCUGCAAAACCUGAAGCCACCACUCCUGCUGCUGCUGCUGACGCCCCUAAUGCUGACGGAGAGGCCGCAGAGGGGGAACCGGAGAAGCCCAAGCCAAUCGUGAUUAACCGCUACGCAGACGAGAUGCUUAGGGAGGUUGCACAACGCAUGACAUUCCGCAAUAACAUCUACAAGGAAAAGGUCCUUGACCCCUAUGCCUCUUCGCCAGAGUACAGUCCAGCUGUCACGCCUGUGUAUCGGAUCCCCGACUUUAUUAAAAAGCAAGAAGCAGAACGGAUCGCAAAAGAGGAGGCAGAAAGGAAGAAAAAGGAAGAUGCAGAAAAGAAAGCAGCAGAAAAGAAAGAGAAAGAAGAGAAGGACAAAGAGAAAAAAGCACAAGAGAAAAAAGAACAAGAGCUUAAAGAGGCGGAGGAAGUCAAACCCGAGAAGACUUUCAAGCUCCCAAAGUUCAGCUGUGCCUGGAUAGAUAAACUACUUGCGCCCAUUGAGGACAAAAUGGACGUCUAUUUGGGGAAUACAAUUGACCCUUUCACAGAUCGCCGGUAUAUUAAAUGGCUCAGUUUAGUGACAGUGGCCUUCAAUUACAACGUCUGGCUUGUACCAGCACGCUUGUGUUUUCCAUACCACACACCACAAGCGAUACCCUUCUGGAUCCUGUUUGAUAUCAUUUUUGACCUGGUAAACAUUAUCGAUAUUGUGAUUUUCCAGCAACGGCUGCAGUUCGUCAAAGGCGGCGAUAUUAUUAAAGACCGGGCGAUGACCAAAGUUAACUACAGAGCAUCUCCACGCUUUAGGUCAGACAUGAUGAGUAUCAUUCCAUUUGAUGUGCUCUCUCUCCAGUUUGGAUUCCUAUCGCUGUUUAGAUUCAAUCGCUUUUUAAGGGUAGAUUCUUUUAAUGAGUUCAGCGAUCGACUAGAGAGCCUCAUGGCAAAAGCCUACAUCUGGAGAGUGAGUCGAACCAUCUGCUACCUGUUGUACUUACUUCACCUCAAUGGCUGCAUCUACUAUGUGGCCUCAGACUACUUGGGUUUGGGCACGUCUAAGUGGGUCUAUGAUGGCAAAGGAUCCGCGUACCUGCGCUGUUAUUAUUAUGCUGUUCGGACACUGAUCAACAUUGGGGGUCUUCCUGAGCCGCAUUCAGUCUUUGAAAUCACUUUCCAAAUGGUGAACUUCUUCGUGGGCGUGUUUGUCUUCUCCAGUUUGAUUGGACAGAUGCGAGAUGUCAUCGGAGCAGCCACAGCUGGGCAGACAUACUUCCGUGCCUCCAUGGACGGGUGUGUGGCCUACAUGAACGCCAACCACAUUCCUAAGGUGGUGCAGCAGAGAGUGCGCACCUGGUACAACUACACCUGGGACGCACAGGGCAUGCUGGAUGAAGGGGAAUUGCUGGAUAGUAUGCCUCUGGUCAUGAAAACAGCAAUUGCUGUAGACAUCAACCUGACCACCUUCCAAAAGAUAGACCUCUUUAAGGGCUGUGAUGGCCAGAUGCUUGUGGACAUGUUACUGAGGCUCAAGUCCAUUAUCUACUUGCCUGGAGACUUUGUGGUGAAGAAGGGAGACAUCGGUAAGGAGAUGUACAUCAUCAAAGCAGGAGCUGUGCAGGUGGUGGGAGGUCCAGAUAAUUCCAUCGUCUUUGUAACACUGAAGCAAGGAUGUGUGUUUGGCGAGAUCAGUCUGUUGCAGUCAUCAGCUAAUGGAGGCAACCGCAGAACCGCGAAUGUAAAGGCCCACGGCUUUGCCAACCUCUUUGUGCUGGAGAAGAAAGAUCUGUUUGACAUCCUGGUCCACUACCCAGCGUCCCAGAAGGUGCUGGCCAGGAAGGGGAAGAAGCUGAUGAAGGCCAAAGGCCCAGCUGGUGCUAAGGCAGAUGAGGACAAGAAAAAGGCUGUGACACUGUUUGGACCCAAACCGCCCACCCCAAAGUUCCUCCGAGCUUUUGGUAAUGUUGGAAAAGGGGGUUGGCUGGAAAAACUCAAGGCUGCUGCUGCAGCAGAACAACAGAAGUAAAACCAGCUGGGAGACUGUGUGUGUAUCUGCAUACGGGUGUAACUAUGGAGACAGUAUGCCUUCGUCCGGGCCAGUCUCUGUAUUUAUGCUACGCAUGUGAGUAUGUG
This is a messenger RNA of Clupea harengus (Atlantic herring), 2255 nucleotides long. RefSeq names its product cyclic nucleotide-gated cation channel beta-3-like (gene cngb3.1). The record is from RefSeq and is a predicted model, not a curated record. The transcript is spliced from 18 exons. Gene Ontology annotation, biological process: monoatomic cation transmembrane transport. Gene Ontology annotation, molecular function: cGMP binding; protein-containing complex binding; intracellularly cGMP-activated cation channel activity. The coding region runs from base 1 to 2148 and encodes 715 amino acids. Lineage: Eukaryota; Metazoa; Chordata; Actinopteri; Clupeiformes; Clupeidae. Gene Ontology annotation, cellular component: plasma membrane; photoreceptor outer segment; intracellular cyclic nucleotide activated cation channel complex.